This is a messenger RNA of Dermacentor silvarum, 2180 nucleotides long. Its product is annotated as plancitoxin-1-like. Gene Ontology annotation, biological process: apoptotic DNA fragmentation. The record is from RefSeq and is a predicted model, not a curated record. Lineage: Eukaryota; Metazoa; Arthropoda; Arachnida; Ixodida; Ixodidae. Gene Ontology annotation, molecular function: deoxyribonuclease II activity.
GCAGCCUUUUCUCUCCGAAGCGUAUAGUGUAGGUCGAACGAGAGAGCCUACGCAGGAUGCUCGCGUGGGCCGGACCUACGCAACGCUUAAAUGAUUGCUACGCUAAAUAGACCCCCCCCCCCUCCCCCUUCGGGUUAUCUCAAAUUUCCGCCUCGCGAUCGCUUCUACAAAUACGCAGGCACGGCGCCACCUGCUUUUCAGAAGUGUUACACGUACCUGCCCCGUCCCGGAGUUUUCCCACUACAGGCGAUCGUUUUAUCAUCUCGCAGCGAAAUCUCUUUUUGUCCACUGACACGGAAGCGAAAAAUGUGCUCGAGAGAGUCGUAUAUUAGAGUUUAACUACGCAUGUACAUCGGCUCAUAGUCACUCGCUUAGUUAACGCUAACAAACUCUGCCCACAGAGAUCUUUCUAAGUCGUCUAAAACUACGGGUCGCAGUUUGAGUGUUCAGACAGCAAGAUGAAGUUCUCGCUCGUUGCAGCGCUGAUUACGCACAGCAUCGCUUCGUUGAGCUGCGCUACGCUACCGUCGUCUCCGAGGUGCAAGAAUCAAGACGGGCAGGAUGUUGACUGGUUCAUCGUGUACAAGCUUCCGCGGAUGCAAUCCAACCAACAGAACGCCUUCACGCCCGAGGGAGGGGAAUUCGUGUACGUGGACUCCCGGACCAGCCAAGAACCGCUGCGCUAUUGGCCGCUGUCGGAGCAAGACUUGUACGACGCUCAGAACCCGGUCGCGCUCACACUGGCACCGCUGUACGAGAACAUCACAAGAAAGGACAUUCUGUAUUUUGUCUACAACGACCAGCCACCACCGAUCUACAAUGGAACACGAAACGGCCACUGCAAAGGUGUCGUCCUGUUCGACGACACGGUUGGCGUCUGGCUCCUGCACAGCGUGCCAAAAUUCGUGGAGGGACUGCAGGGCGGCCAGUACAGUUUUCCGGAUACCGCCAGAGAAAACGGCCAGAUGUUCAUGUGCGUCACCUUUCCGACGCCACAAGUCAACACCAUUGCGAGGAUCUUGCGCACCGAGUACGCCAACGUGUACGCCCGCCAGGUGCCGCAGUCAAUGAAGGACAAGUACCCAGAGGUGGCGCUGCUCGCAAAGGACAGCUUCGUCCGAACCACUGACCAGAAGCUCUUCAUCGCAAACCUGACCAGCGACGGAGGCAUCGUCCUGCGAGCGUACGGCAAAAGGGCCACACUAGACGAAGACCUCUAUUCUGGGGUACUUGCCAACGACCUGAAAGAUGACCUCGCCGUGCAGUCCUGGAGGAAUGGUGCCGGCGGCAAGCUUCCCACCUGCGUGCAACUCCAGUUACACCGUCGUCAACGUUGACUCAAUCAUACUGAGGUUCGACGCCGACAACGCGGUCACAUUCAACACCACGGAGGACCACAGCAAAUGGGCCAUAACCAUCGACAGAGAUGUGUUCUGCUUCGCUUCCAUGAAUCGAAUGGAAUCUCAAGAAACUCGUGGCGGUGAGGCUCUCUGCUUCGACAAUGGCGUGGUGCAGGCUCUCUUCAGACGCAGCGCCAUCGUCAACUCGGGUUGUCCUGUGUAGCUCGGCUGUGAUGCAGUCAGUCGCGAGAGGGACUGGGACCAAUGGUUGCUCCACUUUGCGUUCGUUGACUAUAGUCGCGGACAACCUAAGAAUAAGGUGGCAAGCGCACUGCUGUUCAAUUCAAAGAGAAGUUACACACAUGCGUCAGCCAAUGCCGCUCGCUCAGUUCCAUGACGUCAUAGCGGAGACGAACUCCUUUCAAUAUCGGCGUCUCUAAGGAACUGUUCGAGUACGGAGGCUUAGAUGGAGAGUUGCAGUGUGGUUUUGCGGCCACAGCUUGUACUGAAUUCUUAGGUUGUCAUAUGGCAUAGUAUCGCCUUGAAAACGCUCAGACUUCCCUUGACGCGGCCAUAUUUGUCACCAAUGCUAGCUGUGACAAUCACUUUAGAACACACAGUGCGGGGUCUUCUUAAACAUAUAACCUGCUACACAAAUUCUGUUGUUUCACAAGCUAACCUCUGUUCAUCUGCAGUUGCAAUUGGGGUGCCUUGCACUGUAAACGCCCAUUUUUCUGUCAUUCUGCCGGCAUUUCCCAACGCGUCAAAGACGCGGCAAGGGAAAUCUGUUGUAGACUCAUUUAGAGCAUUGGACGUGAAGUGUGAAUAAAAAAAAUUCUA